Messenger RNA from Knipowitschia caucasica, 1263 nucleotides. Lineage: Eukaryota; Metazoa; Chordata; Actinopteri; Gobiiformes; Gobiidae. The record is from the annotation of a GenBank genome assembly.
AUGAGGCCCCCCACUGGGUUCGUCCUUCUGCUGACUCUGCUGCAAGCAGGUGUGUACGCGCUCUCUGCUCCCUCCGGCCUCAGCAUGACCUCCGUCAACAUGAGACACUCAUUGAGCUGGCUCCCCCUUCAGGACGACUGCAGUACUACAAUGCUCUACUCUGUGCAGUAUCAAGGGGACUUUGAGCGGCUGGUCCUGGGCGGGGUGUGGAUCCAGGCCCCUCACUGUCAGCUGUCCUCUGAAUGCUCCUGUGACUUGAGUGCGGAGGUGGAGUCCGACUCGGACUACAACCUCAGGGUCCAGGCUCAAUGUGGACCGGUCCUGUCUCCAUGGCAACAGCUGCAUCCACCUUUCAACCGCAACCACAUGCAGCUGCUGCCGCCGCGCCUGGAGCUGAACGUGUCGGGCGACAGUCUGCUGGUUUCUCUGGACGACGUUCCACUGAUCUGCUCCGUACGAGUGUCUCUGUGGAGGACCACACUCAAACAGGUGGUCUCUCCUGUCUUUGUGGAGGAGCGUGUGGUGCGUUCGUCGCAGGUUCGUUUUGCAGACCUGCAGGAGGGAGAGGAGUAUUGCGUUCAGGCCCAGAGCGAGCUGCCCUCUGGUCGCAGCAGCAGCUCCACAGCGCCACACUGUGACCGCUUACCAGGUCCAAGGGGAUGGGAGAAACCGGUCACUGUGGCGGUCGUGGCCCUGGUCUCAACUGGGUUCCUCUGUGCUGUGCUCUGGUUCAUGGUCCACUGCUGGCCUCACAUCUGUGUUGGGUUCUUCCACAAGGAGGCGCUGCCACAAUCCCUGGAGGACUGGCCCGAGUCUGUUCAGCCUCAGGUGGCCCCCCAGGAGACCGUGGCCCUGGUGAAGGUGAUUGCAGAUGUUGCUAACCGGAUCCUGCAGUUCGAACCAAACGGACUGAAGUACGAAAAGGCCAAAGAGUGGAAGAUCCCCUGUGUGAACGCACAGUGGCUGUGUGACGUGCUGCUGGGGAACUUUGAGGCCCUGAGGCAGAUCCAGCACAGCCGCUACCAGAACUACAGCCACACGGAGCCCCUGGCCCCCAACCCCCAGCUCGUCAUCAACCUGCUGGAGCCGACCCUAGAGCCGACCGUAGAGCGGGCCGGGAAGUUCUUCUACCUGACCCCAGGCAUCUGCCCCAGCCUCAGCACCAUGAAGGCCAUCCUGGAGAGCGCAGGGGGAAAGCUUCUGCCCAAACUACCCUCGUCCAAGAAGGUCCAGGAGCACACACAAAACAAGGUGAAAGCAUGA